AUAUCCUGACACCUGCCGUCUGCGCCCCCGGCCCCCUGGCUCCCCUCUCCCGACCCCGCGCUCCGUCCCGCUGCUCCUUCCGCGUGGGGCGGCCGCGGGUCCAGGCGCCUCCCCGGCUCGCGCCGCACUGGGCGUGCUGCGGGCGAUGAAGGCCGUCCACCCGGAAUCCUGUGAGCCGGAGCCCGUGAAGCUGCUUAGGCCAUGGAUUUGAAGGUUAGCAACGGCCCCGGCCCCGGGGACGAGCGCACCACGAGCCUGCUGCUGCUGGGCUUCCUGCAGAGCUGCCCCCACUCCUGCUUCCAGAGGGAGCUGGAGGCGCUGGGUCACGAGUUGCCUGGGCGCCUGUUCCAUGACGAUGAGCUGCAGACGGACGGCAACCGCUGCAGCCACUUCCCCUUGGCAGCGGAAGCGGAGACAGAUUCUGAGCGUCAGGAGGAGGCAGUCCGCGAAGUCGCCCGGCAGCUCGCCCAGAUUGGGGACAGGCUGGAGGGCAGCAUCCACCCAGGGAUGGUGGCCGGCCUGGCCUCACGCUUCAGUGUCAGGAGCCUGUCGGAGGAGGACAGGAGGCAGUGCCUGGCGGCUGUGCUAGAACAGCUCAUGCAAACCUGCCCUCCGGACAUGGACCACGAGAAGACCCAGCUCCUGCUCACCAUGCUCUUGGCCAAAAAGAUAGCCGACCACUCGCCAGCCUUGCUCCGAGAUGUCUUCCGCACAACGGUGACCUUCAUCAACCAGAACCUCCUCGCCUAUGUGAGGAACUUAGUCCGAAAUCAGAUGGACUGAGUGACCACUCGGCAAAAGCAGACUGUGAAGACGCAGGCGGUGUCAACACUGUAGCUGCCGCCUCCACGGACACGAGCUUCGGCCGCUGAUCCAGGCUCAGAGAAGACGGCCCGAGACGAUCACGGAGUGCCACCUCACCACUUUAAAGCCCGGGGCUGUUUAAGACUUGCUGCGCUAGCGCACCUGGACGGAGAUGUUCACGUGUACCUGUGGAUAUUUCUUCUGCAUCCACCCCCACACUGUGCCUUUGUCUGCUGUUGGCCGGGAAGGUCCCCACCUGAAAGUCACCCAAAAGCAGAUGGGACUUCCUGGUGGUCCAGUAGUUAGGACUCUGCACUUCCACUGCUGGAGCCUGGGUUUGAUCCCUGGUUGGGGAACAGAUCCCAAAAGCCUUGUGGUUCAGCCAAAACAGAAAAUAAAAGCAAACUGUUCAGAGAGAAAA
This is a messenger RNA of Bubalus bubalis (water buffalo), 1225 nucleotides long. It is a transcript of the gene BID, whose product is annotated as BH3 interacting domain death agonist. Bases 202 to 783 code for a protein of 193 amino acids. NCBI's taxonomy places the organism in Eukaryota, Metazoa, Chordata, Mammalia, Artiodactyla, Bovidae. The transcript is spliced from 6 exons. The record is from RefSeq and is a predicted model, not a curated record. Gene Ontology annotation, cellular component: cytoplasm; cytosol; mitochondrion. Gene Ontology annotation, biological process: positive regulation of intrinsic apoptotic signaling pathway; apoptotic mitochondrial changes; positive regulation of release of cytochrome c from mitochondria.